AUGGAGUACAUGACUAAUGAUGUUGAACCAACGACUACAGUAGCAAAAAUUUUAUGUUGUCAAUGUGGAGUUUUAAUUGAAUCAAAUGCACUCAAUAUGUGUAAUGGAUGCAUGCAAACACAAAUCGAUAUAACAGAAAUGAUUCCUAAACAAGGUCAAUUACAAAUGUGUAACAAAUGUAUUCGUUAUCUUCAACCGCCGACUACAUGGAUUGCUGCACAAUUAGAAUCACGAGAAUUAUUAACUGUUUGUUUAAAACGUAUUAAAGGAUUAAAUAAAGAAGUAAGAUUAAUCGAUGCUGGUUUUAUUUGGACUGAACCUCAUUCAAAACGUGUUAAAGUUAAAUUAACUGUUCAAAAAGAAGUUGCUACAGGUGCUAUACUUCAACAAACAUUUGUUGUUGAAUUUACAAUAUUUAAUCAAAUAUGUGAUGAUUGUCAAAAAAUUGAAGCUAAAGAUUAUUGGAAAGCACUUGUUCAAGUUCGACAAAGAACUUCACAUAAAAAAACAUUUUUUUAUCUUGAACAAUUAUUACUUAAACAUAAUGCACAUGCUGAUGCAUCAAAUAUAAAACAAGUUAAUGGUGGCUUAGAUUUUUAUUUUGCUGAACAAAACAGUGCAAGAAAAUUAGCUGAUUUUCUUAUGUGUGUUGUACCAUGCAGAUUUGAAACAUCGAAACGUUUGAUUUCACAUGAUAUACACAGUAAUAUUUAUAAUUAUAAAUAUACAUAUAUUGUUGAAAUCGUACCUGUUUGCAAAGAUGAUAUUGUUUGUUUAUCGAAAAAACAAUCGAAACAAUUAGGUAAUAUUGGUCCAAUGUGUAUCUGCUCACGUGUUACACAAAAUGUUUAUUUAAUCGAUCCAAAAACACUUAAAGUUGCACCAAUCUCAGCAAAUGAUUAUUGGCGAUCACCAUUUACUGCUUUAUGUGAUUCAAAACAUCUUGUAGAAUAUAUUGUCUGUGAUGUCAAUGUAUUGGAUGAACAUUCAAAACCUCAUGUUUAUGGAAAAGAAUCACAAAAGCAUGUUCUUGCUGAAGUAUUCGUAAUGAAAUCAUCGGAAAUUGGUGUCGUUGAUAAACAAUAUUCAACAAUCAGUCAUCUUGGUCAUUUAUUACAUCCAGGAGAUACAGUAAUGGGAUUUGAUUUACAGAACAGUAAUGUUAGCGAUCCAAGUUUAGAUCAAUAUGAUCUUGAUCAACUAGCUGAUGUGAUCCUUGUUAAGAAGAUUUAUGCGGAUAAAAGUUUACGUAAUCGACGACGUCAAUGGAAAUUGAAACAUUUAGAUGUCGAAGAUGUUGGCAGUGUCAACAGUACAAUGGAACGAGAUUAUACUGAUUUUCUCGAAGAUCUUGAAGAAGAUGCUGUUUUACGACAAACUGUCAAUGUUUACAAAGAUGAGAAGAAAUUUCAAUCGAACAAUAUCGGUGAUGAAGAGGGAGGGGAGGAUAUACCGCGUAUAGAUCUUAAUGAAAUGCUAGCUGAUAUGACGAUGGAAGAUUCCGAUAAAAUGGAUUCAUAA
This is a messenger RNA of Adineta steineri, 1521 nucleotides long. The record is from the annotation of a GenBank genome assembly. Lineage: Eukaryota; Metazoa; Rotifera; Eurotatoria; Adinetida; Adinetidae.